AUGGCUCUGCUGAAGGUUCUGAUGCUCCUGGGGCUGGGUGUUUCAGUGAAAUCAGAUGUUUCUCUGCAGAAGAGAAUCAUUGGAGGUCAAAACUGUGAUGAAGGUGAGCAUCUUUAUCAUGUUCGGCUGGAGAGACGUAACGGUACUCAUAUGAGCCGCUGUGGAGGAUCUCUGAUCCACCCUCAGUGGAUCCUGACUGUGGCUCGCUGCUGGAAGUCAGAGGAUGGAUGGACUAACAGAGCAAUGUUAAAAGUUCAUCCACGGACUGUUAUACAGUACAUACAGUCAAUCCGACAAGUUCCUGAGAUUUACGGCCAGCACCAUGACAUCAUUUUGCUGAAGCUUCAGACACCAGUAACAGAUGUCCCAGUUGCUCGGCUACCAGACUGCAGUUAUCGUCUUAAAGCAGACGAUGUUGUUCAACUGGCAGGAGAGGGAGCAACAACAGCUGGCCCCAAUAAUGAACGAUUGCCCCCCAAUGCUCCUAUUCCAGCACAUCUUCAAUGUGUCAACAUGCAGGUUUUUCGUAUUUCCGUCAUCAUGCCGCCGUAUGGGUAUAUAUUCCUUGCUUCAGCACCGAACAGGGAUAUAUGUCGUGGCGACACUGGUGGAGCAGCGGUGUACAACGACAUGAUUUAUGGUGUGAUUUCUUUUGCUGGAAUAAAGGCAUGUCAGAAACCAACUGCAAUCUUGGAUGUGUGUGAAUACCUGUGGUGGAUAAAAGCCGUAACUAGGAUUCAAUAAAACAUGAACUAUAAUGAAAUAAAAUUCUCAUCAAAUUUCCUCUCACAUAUAAAUUUAUAAUUUUAUCUUCAUCAGUUUGAUCCACAUGUUUGUAGAAUUAGAAUAAAUCAAUAGUUUUGUUUUUUCUCACCUGAUCUUGACCUCCCUAAUGGAGCUUUCUCUUCACCUGAAAAAUGAAAAAUAAAUCAAUAAAUGAAUGAAAA
Molecule: messenger RNA, 947 nt
Organism: Xiphophorus maculatus (southern platyfish)
Lineage: Eukaryota; Metazoa; Chordata; Actinopteri; Cyprinodontiformes; Poeciliidae
Product: trypsin-like
Exons: 6
Coding region: 1-744 (247 amino acids)
Biological process (GO): proteolysis
Molecular function (GO): serine-type endopeptidase activity
Source: RefSeq, a predicted model, not a curated record